This is a messenger RNA of Botrytis cinerea B05.10, 1406 nucleotides long. RefSeq lists its product as hypothetical. The record is from RefSeq and is a predicted model, not a curated record. The coding region runs from base 64 to 198 and encodes 44 amino acids. NCBI's taxonomy places the organism in Eukaryota, Fungi, Ascomycota, Leotiomycetes, Helotiales, Sclerotiniaceae. The transcript is spliced from 3 exons.
GCCUCUAAUUGAUCAUGUUAAAGCUUUGAAAUAUCCAUUGAAAAAUGUGAACAAGUCACAGCCAUGGCUAAAGGUCCAAUUAAAAUUCAGCCCCGAGGUCAAGGAACCUGUAAUCUCGUCCACUAUCCACUCCAAGAUACGUUGACUGCGAUCGAUGAUAUCCAGCGACAGAAAUAUAACAAAGAACUUAUUUUCUGAUGCGUAGGGUUAAAUAUUUAUACCUAUUUCAGGGGUGUGAGUGAUGAAGGUGACGAAGAACUGCUCCUCAACGACAAUUAUAAACUACUCUUUCCCUGGUAUAAAACACCGAAUACGCUUACCGGCAUCAAAACAUGUUUCUGGAGGGCCCGCAAGGAGUUGAACAAAUUACUAAGACAAAACAACAAACUUAUGGGAGUUGUUCAGCCUGCUGCCUCUUCCAAAUUACCACCGAACCUUACUCCGACUCAAAAGAAACAGGUUCAAGUACAAGAACAGGUGUAUGAUGCUCAAGUUGCUGCAUCGAGAAACGUUUCUCUUUCCACUCAGGCAGCCGGUGCUCCAGAAUCCGGUCAAUCAGAGUCAAAUCAUAAUCUCUCAGCACAGAAUCACUCGGCAGUUCGUCUUCAGUCUAUCGGCCACUUUUCUCCUUGGGUCGAGCCACCCCUAGUAUAUGAUAACUUAUUAAUGAGCCAAGCAACUACGAAUCGGAGUGGGCAACCUGGAUUCGCACCCGAUUCUCGCUCUCGACAAGAACUUUAUCAAGCUCGAUUCAAUGCUAAUGCUAGAACGAGAGUAUCUUCUGAGCGUCUAUCUCUCCAGAAUGAAAGAAGACAUGGAUAUGCUACGGAGACAGACUCAGACUCCGACACCCAUACGAAGUCAGAAACCGAUGUAAUUGAUACUAGUCAACUUUCACUAACACAAACGACUUUCGAAUUACCCCGAAGACCAAAAGCCCCUAUUCAAUCGAGUAGAAAACCUCUAGAUACUCAAGAAGAUAUUGAAAUGGAGGACUAGUACGAUUGUAGCGAGUAAAGGUAACCAAGUUGGACCUUAUGGGUUUAGCAUUUUUUUGCCCCAUAUUGGCAUCAGUCCCUCUACGUGUGAGGAUGUACCGAUAGUAUAGUAGUCAUCCAAGUUUAGCGGUACUACUUCUAGGUGGUCAUCUGGUCGCUCUUUGAGAGAAGCAAUAGCAAUACAGAUAGGGGAUAUGCAUAAUGAUUCACACGAUGAUUCAAUUCCUUUACUCUCUUUGGUUUCAUCAUUGAUGAGAGUAUCUAAUUUCCUAAACAGCGCUGCGAUUUGACUGGAGGUGCUGGAUACCUCUAGUUUCAACUCGAUGUGUAGAAUUUGCUACAUGGCAAGGAGAUAAAGGGAAUGAUACCAGCGAAGCAAUAUUCUAGUCUCUCAAUCAUAAAACUGUA